Nylanderia fulva is the source of this 1422-nucleotide messenger RNA. It is a transcript of the gene MED19, whose product is annotated as mediator complex subunit 19. Gene Ontology annotation, molecular function: transcription coregulator activity; transcription factor binding. Gene Ontology annotation, cellular component: mediator complex. Gene Ontology annotation, biological process: positive regulation of transcription by RNA polymerase II. Lineage: Eukaryota; Metazoa; Arthropoda; Insecta; Hymenoptera; Formicidae. The record is from RefSeq and is a predicted model, not a curated record.
CCGCCUGAAACACAUAUGAUUCGUGGGCGACGAGCGAGGACGCGUAAAACGACUGCGUGCAACCAACCGAGUUUUCUGCGUCGAGCCGAUUCCGGAAUCUCGGAAGAGACCGCUAUCCUUCGAGGAAAGCGAUGAUAGCAGCGGAAAGCGUACAUUCGAGUGUAUCUCGAGUAUUUUUACGUUCCACGUCGUAGAAGAGGACACUUUUUGAGGUCAUUGUACUUUCCUUAAAUUCCGACGAUGCGUGCAGCACGUUCCUAGGAUGCCGAUCGCCUUCCUGGCUCAGCGGAUAUUUACAUGGAUUCUCUCUCUUGAAGAGAAAAUGUAUUAAAUAUAUAUAAAUAAAUUGAGUACAUCAAGUUAUUGAAGAAGAUAUUGAGAGAUGAAUCCUGGAUCGGCCUCGAACUCCUGUCAGAAUGCUGCAGCCGUCGAUGAAGCUUCGACGCUGACGAGUGUCCUUAGUUAGUUGGACUGUGUAAAAUCCAUUUCCGGAGGUGUUCGGAUCAGUAGAUUAUUUUGACGUAAACGUGCAAUAAACUAAAGCCCCAGGAUGAUAAUGGGCGAUCAGUUUCGCAAGGUGGAGCAGUACUCACCGAAGUCUUCGCCGAGGGGCGCGCGUUCCCCGGUUGUGUCUCGUCAGGAUUCCACCGGGACGUUAAAGACGACUAUUUCCCUGGGCAAGAACCCUUCCAUCGUUCACAGCGGACCUUUCUACUUGAUGAAGGAACCCCCAGGGGAAAGCGAACUUACUGGAGCGACAAAUUUAAUGGCCUAUUAUGGUCUCGAACAUUCCUAUAGCAAGUUCAGUGGUAAGAAACUCAAGGAGCAGCUGUCGUCUUUCCUGCCAAAUCUACCUGGUAUCAUAGACAAACCUGGACAUCAUGAUAAUAGCUCCUUGCGAUCAGUGAUUGAGAAACCUCCGAUAUGUGGUAAGGAGUUAUUGCCUUUAACGAGUGUACAACUUGCUGGUUUUCGACUGCAUCCUGGCCCACUACCAGAACAAUAUAGAUAUGUUAAUCAAGCUCCUCAGAGAAAACACAAGAAUAAGCACAAAAAGCAUAAGCAUAAGCCUGGAGAAGUACUCAGUGGACAAGAGGUUGCGACGACGGAUGUGGGUGGUUCCGAUACGCAUGAGAAGAAACAUAAGAAGCAGAAGAGACACGAUGAAGAGAAGGAGGCUAGGAAAAAGCGGAAGAAGGAGAAGAAGAGGAAAAAACAGAAACAUAGCCCUGAACAUACUGGUAGCCUCACACCGUCUCAGCAUUCCAAUUCGUGAUCUCUAAUCUGUCCCUUUCAAUUCAUGCCAAAUCUUUAAUCGAAACGUAUGUUUGGAUCAUCUCCAUGUGACUAAAAAAUGUAUAUAUAUAUGUACACACAAUAUGUGUAUAUUUAUUUUUUUUAGGCAUAAUAGAUGUUCCUUGU